Siniperca chuatsi (mandarin fish) is the source of this 4057-nucleotide messenger RNA. It is a transcript of the gene vta1, whose product is annotated as vesicle (multivesicular body) trafficking 1. The transcript is spliced from 8 exons. Lineage: Eukaryota; Metazoa; Chordata; Actinopteri; Centrarchiformes; Sinipercidae. Gene Ontology annotation, cellular component: multivesicular body. The record is from RefSeq and is a predicted model, not a curated record. The coding region runs from base 139 to 1110 and encodes 323 amino acids. Gene Ontology annotation, biological process: late endosome to vacuole transport via multivesicular body sorting pathway.
UCAGCUGUCCCACGUAGGCGGACGCUCCUAUUGGAUAUACACGCGGAAGUGAAGAGGAAAACACUUGCUAACAACAACAACAGGGAGCUCUCACUGUCAUUGAUGUAUUUUUGUCUCCUGGAGGGUUUUUAAACAGACAUGGCUUUACCGGCUCAGCUCAAAGCCAUCCAGCACCACCUGCGGACCGCACAGGAACAUGAGAAACGGGACCCGGUCGUGUCUUACUACUGUCGGCUCUAUGCUAUGCAGACAGGCAUGAAGCUGGACAGUAAAACACCAGAGUGCCGAAAGUUCCUGGUCAAACUCAUGGACCAGCUGGAGUUGAUGAAGAAGGAGCUGAGUGACAAUGACUCCAUCACUCAGGAGGUGGUUGGUAACGCCCACAUUGAAAACUACGCCUUAAAGAUGUUCCUCUACGCUGACAACGAGGACCGAUCAGGGCGAUUCCACAAGAACAUGAUCAAGUCUUUCUACUCAGCCAGUCUGCUGCUGGAUGUCUUGUCUGUGUUCGGGGAGUUGUCAGAGGAGAACAUCCAGCACAGGAAGUACGCCCGCUGGAAGGCCACCUACAUCCACAACUGUCUGAAGAAUGGAGAGACGCCUCAGUCCGGGCCCAUUGGCAUGGACGAGGACGGGGAAGCAGAUGAGUAUGGAGCUGAAGGUUGGUCAGGCCAAGGUUUCUCCCACGGGGGUUCCUUCAGGGCAGGGCCUCCUUCCGAGUCUUUCAAGGACCAGAAUUUGAGACCGGGUCCUGCCCCAGGGAUCGGCUUUACUCCCAGUCCAGGAUUGGGGCCAUCAGCUCCCACCACCAACUUUAACAACAUCCACAUCCCACCAGGGGCCCAUGCACCAGCCAACACUCCAGCUGAGCUGCCUCCACCCACAGCAGAAGCAGUUAAACCAGUGCCUGUUCCCCGGUCAGUGCCCUCUGUUGACCCCACACUGCUCAACGCCCAGCAGCAGGGCGGCGUUAAUCUCUCCCAGGAGGACUUCACCAAGGCCCAGAAGUACUGCAAGUACGCCGGCAGCGCCCUGCAGUACGAGGACGUCGGCACGGCCAUCCAGAACCUCCAGAAAGCCCUGAAGCUCCUCACCACAGGCAAAGAAUGAAGCCUUUGUCCUCCGAUCUGAUCCCUCCAUCCCUCCUGCCUUCCAUCCCCCUCUUUUCUCCCCAGCAGCGCCGCUCUAUCUGUCACUGAUCUGGCCCACAGCGAGCUGAGGACGCAGCUCAACGCCUGUUACUGCGCGCACACACACACACACACACACACACACACACACACACACACACUCUGAGGCCGUCCUGUGAAGAGAGCCGUUCAGCUCGCCGUCAGAGGACAUGAUGGAAAUCAGUCUGCAACAAUGGCCGACUGUGCCGCACUGACUGACUGACUGACUGCUGAACACGUCGACGCGAUGACUCAUGUUUAAUUAUUAGAGCAGAUCAAAGCUUCAUUAUUGACCGCUAUUGGCUUAUUACAGAUUCAUCAGCAUUGUCACAGACAGUUAUGACUCUGAGUUGCAGCUCACACAUCGGUAGUUUGACAGAAACACAGCUCAAGGUCCACUUACUGGCUUUUAAUGGAGCACCUGUGCUCAGAGUCCAAGUCCAAGCCAGUUAUUGAUGGAACACAUUUCAUGCACAGUGGCAGUUCAGAGAGAUUUACAAAUUGCAUAAAAUAAAUAAGACAGGAUCAAAACAAAACAACAGUAGUAAAGCUCUGAAAAGCCAGUAAGUGGACCUUUAGUUAAGCUUUCUUUGUCAAACUUCUGUUUCCAAGAUCAAGAAAGAACUUUUAUAGUCAAACAACUCAAACUAAAAUCCUGGACAUCCUUCCCCGAGUCCAGCCCGUCUUUUUGGAUUAGUGUUGAUUUAUUUAUUAGUAUCAAUUUAUUGAGGGAAAUCAACAAACGCUAUUGAUUUGUACCUGGAUUUCUGUCAUCAGUGUCCCUCAUGUUUCUGUUAUAUGCAGCGUGUUAUGUUGUAUUCGGUGUGUUCGCCAGUAUGAGGAAAAACAUUAAAAACCUCAUUCAGAAAAGAACUCGAGGUCGUUAGGAAAGAAGAGAAUUCCCGUUAUAAGGACCACGUGUAAAUCAAUAAAUAAAUGUCAGGAGGGAACAGUCUGGGUGAUAUCUUCUAUCACACUGUAUGUAAGUAAUUAUUACGAUAUUAUUGACAUUACUGAAAAAUAAUUAAGUUGUGAAACUGGAUCAAAUAACCAGUUGGGACUGUUUCAUUAGACACAUCGCAGUCCCACUCAGAUACUGAAGGGAUUAAUACCUUUAAGAUCUUACAUCACACGUUUGCAUACAUUGUCUAACGGUAUGAAUCAUCACAUAUAUCUUUCUGAAAUGAUAGAAUGGGCCCCAAAACUUCGACAUCCAUUUGGCUCAGAAUUGUCCCCGUGGCUCUAGCUUCAAAUAUGAGCUUGACGUCAUCAGACUCUCUGCAAGAAUAGUUUCUGAGAAUGUCGAACGAUUCCUGUAAAAGCACGAAUACUAGCUAACUAGAUCACUAAAAGCCAACCGACGCACUGACUAACGUUUGCUAAAGAUUAAACACUCACUGACUAACCGAACAGGCGGACUCGUGGAGUAUUUAAAUCGUUUGCAUGCGGUGAAUAUACAGAACCUGACCGGUGACCGGGGCGUCCAGAAGACUUUCAGCCGGUUUCUUCAGAUUCCAGCUGCGUUAGCUGAGACUGCAGCGACAUCUUCAUCCAAAAUAAUCUUAAAGGAAAAACUGAUCACAGAAAAGCUUUUUCAGAAUGUAUUUGAUCAUCUGCAUUUGGAUUACACUCUUUUCGUCAUCGCUCAUCACAAUUAAUGUAACUACACGUUUGCGGAAACUGUCCCGUUGUGUCAGUCUUUGUUCCAAAGCUCAGACAAUAAAGAAAUGAACGUGGAGGAAAGAAACUUUCCAACCCAGUAAAUCAGAGUAAAUAAAGCUGCUGUUGGGGUGUGGGAGGGUCAGCAGGGGGCGCUAAUUCACAGAGCAGUCCUCUGACUUUUUGUUUCCUGGAGACCUGGAGGUUUUCGCCCUGAAAUAUUUUGCUUUUCACGUGUGGACAUGUCUCUUCCUCUGUAUAUGGUGAUUAUUUCUGAGGUUGGGCUGAGAUUUCUUUUCUGCUUGUUAUUUAACGUUUAACUUUCUCCCAACUUGUUUUAGUGGGACUUUAAAGGUUUUCACAAAGUUGCACAGAGCAACAAGAUCUCGCCAUCAGUCAGAAUCAGAGUGAUUCAAGUCAAUAUGAAUAAAAUAUUUGAAAUGCUGGUAUAUUGACUACUCUGUGUUUUUGGUGUUUGGGCUGCACUCACUCUACGUGAUAUCUUUAAUAUCUGAAAUAUUAAGUGGCAUGUUUGUUUUCUCUCUCUCUCUCUUUAGAAACUUUGGCCGGUUGUCCCCCAUAAAAUCAGUUUUAGAUAUUAGAAGCUACAAAAUGUACUGUUGGCUGCUAUCUAGUAAAUGUGCAUUGCAAAGUAAUGUCUGUACACUCUGCAAACACCACUCUGUAUUGUUCUGAUAUCUGAAACGUUAGCAAGGAUCGGUGGGCUGGUUUGCUGUUUGAAGGCCAGCAGAGUGACGAGUCUGUUGGUCGAUAAGCGAUCUAGCCUUCGCCGGCUGUGCACGUGAUUUCUCAGCCCUUGUAGGCUGCAUUAAUAAGAAUAUUAUACUUCCACGGUAGCUUGUAGCUAGCAGUCAGGUACUGACAACAGCUAAUGCUAGCAGAGUCUCUGUUAUGCGACAGGACUUCACUUCAGGAGCAGCGGCUCGUCCUGCCAUUCUGAAAGUAUAGCGUUAGCUAACAUUAGCUCAGCAGGAUCAUUAAAGCUGAUAUAUAGAUACAUGUAUGACUCGCCAGCACAGCUACAUAGCAGUCAUUACUAAAUAUGAUAAGAAAAUUAACCAAGUCAUUUGAAGUAUCGGUGAUGCAGCUGUUCUCACUAACUGCUCUGGUUUUCUAGAUUAAGACAUUUCAUGUUCUUUGAAUUUGACUCUGUGCAAAACACUGAUUUAAAAUAUUUGUUAGUGGAAUAAACCUGGUGAAACAAAGAA